This is a messenger RNA of Dioscorea cayenensis subsp. rotundata (Guinea yam), 1191 nucleotides long. RefSeq lists its product as uncharacterized. Bases 1 to 1191 code for a protein of 396 amino acids. The record is from RefSeq and is a predicted model, not a curated record. The transcript is spliced from 6 exons. Lineage: Eukaryota; Viridiplantae; Streptophyta; Magnoliopsida; Dioscoreales; Dioscoreaceae.
AUGACUGUGUUUGGUAGGAUGCUAGAUGAUGAUGAACAUAUACAAAUGAAUUGGUUGUAUGAUUAUAGGCUCGAGUUGAUGAGGACACACACCAAAUCCACGGUGAGGUUCAGAUGCAAUGUAGGUGUGUUUGAGGCUAUGCAUAUUUGCUUAUCUUCACUACGGGCUGGGUUCCUAGCAGGAUGUAAGCAUAUCAAAUCAAUCGAUGGAUGCUUUCUGAAGGGGCUCUUUGGAGGACAAUUACAGACUACAGUUGGAAUAGAUGCAAAUGAUUGCAUCUAUCCAGUGGCUUGGCCAGUGGUUAACGGGGAGAAAUAUGAGAAUUGGAAAUGGUUUUUGGAGCUACUAGAUGGAGAUUUAGAGAUAACAAACAACCAUCAGUGGGCAGUCAUGAGUGAUAGGCAAAAAAAGGAAUUCAAGGGAAAAGGUCUUAAGGAUCAAUUGUGGAAUUGUGCUAGGUCUUGUUGCAUCCCUUCUUAUGGCCAAGCAAUGGAAGUACUGAAGGAUAGAAGAUGGCGAUUAACUGGCAUCCCUUGCUGCCCUGCAAUUUCAGCCUUGUAUUAUAAUAAAGAUAAGCCUGAGGACUACAUAAAUGAAUGUUAUAAGGUGAGCACCUUCUUGGCAAUAUAUAGCCAUAUUUUACACCCAACACGCGAUAAGAAUUGCUGGCAAAAAAGUGACCAAGACCCAAUUAUUCCACAUGAGCCUGCAAACAAAAACAGAGCCAGGAAACCCUUGCUUAGGAGAAAGGAAGUAGAUGAUGAGAACACUGGCUUAACAAGAGGAAAGGGAAAGAAUAAAAAGGACAGUGGACAGAAAAAUGGACAAUCUAGUAGGCUGGCCAUGGCUAAUGAGGAUGAUAGCAAUGACCAAGAUCCCAUGGACACAUUUGAUCCACAGAUUCUGUGGGAUUAUUUUAAACAGGAAGAAGAAGUAUUUGUUAGGGCCACUCACCAUGGAGAUGACAUUGCUCCCACACCAUUAUCUCGAAGGAAAGAUGAGAGGCCAACCUCUUCAAGGCGCAUUCAACGUUGUUUGCCAUCUAACAGCCCAACCUGUGCACACACUUCUCACUACCGUUCAUGCCCCUUCAACAGGCGACGACGUCACUGCAUGUCUGUUGCAGGCGUUCGAAAUUUGACAAAAGAGUUCCCUCGCCUUGUUGCUUGUGUCGAAGCAUCAGAAGGAUAA